AUGGCGCAAAGGAGGGACACGCAGUGUUGGCGCCUGCUGUGGCUGCUUUCCACCUCCGUGCUUCUCCCCGCUGUCACCCGGACCCGCUCCGCGACAGAGUUGGCUUCCCAAGGCCACCUGGACCUCACGGAGCUCAUCGGCGUCCCGCUGCCCUCGUCCGUGUCCUUUGUCACUGGCUAUGGUGGCUUCCCGGCCUACAGUUUCGGGCCUGGUGCCAACGUCGGCCGCCCGGCCAGGACCCUCAUCCCACCCACCUUCUUCAGGGACUUUGCCAUCAGCGUGAUGGCGAAGCCCAGCAGUGCCCGAGGGGGCGUGCUCUUUGCUCUCACAGAUGCCUUCCAGAAGGUCAUCUACCUGGGCCUGCGGCUCUCAGGAGUGGAGGACGGCAGCCAGCGGGUCAUCCUCUACUAUACGGAGCCCGGCUCCAAGGUGUCCCACGAGGCUGCCGCCUUCCCGGUGCCCGUGAUGACCCAUAGGUGGAACCGCUUUGCCAUGGUUGUCCAGGGCGAGGAAGUGACCCUCCUUGUGAACUGCGAGGAACACAGCCACGUCCCCUUCCCGAGGUCCUCCCGGGCCUUGGCCUUCGAGCCCGGCGCGGGAAUCUUCGUCGGCAACGCAGGAGCCACGGGGCUGGAGAGAUUCACUGGGUCUAUACAGCAGCUCAUCAUCCACCGUGACCCCAGGACUCCCGAGGAGCUGUGUGAAGCUGAAGAAUCCUCGGCGUCAGGAGAGACCAGCGGGCUUCAGGAGACAGACAGAGUAGCUGAGAUCUUGGAAGCCGUCACCUACACUCAAGCCCCGUCUAGAGAAGCAAGAGUUGGCCCCAUAAACACGCCUCCAACCCUGUCUUCUCCCUCUGAGGAUGCAGAGCUUUCCGGUGAACCUGUACCUGAGGCAGCCCAGGAAACCACCAACAUGAGCGCCGUCCCGCACAGCAGCCCCAAGCAAGGGUCUGGUGAGAUCCUGAAUGACACACUGGAGACAGUUGAUACUGUGGAUGGUUCCCCCAUUACUGACACUGGCUCGGGGGAUGGGAACUUCCUUCAUGUCACUGAAGAGGGUCCACAUAUGGAAGAAGGUUUGGCAGCAACAGCAGCAGCUGGGGAGGCCGAGGUGUCCAUCAGCACUGCCAGGGAAGCAGAGGCCGGCAGUGUGCCCACCGAGGGACUGACCCUCUCCAUGUCCACCAAGCACCCUGGGGGAGGGGUCACUCUGGGUCCAGAUAACGAAGAAGGUUCAGCAGCGACAGCAGCAGGGGAGGCCGAGGUGCCCGUCAGCAGUGCCGGGGAAGCAGAGGCCAGCAGUGUGCCCACCGGGGGUCUGACCCUCUCCAUGCCCACUCAGGACCCUGGGGAAGGGGUCACUUUGGGUCCAACCAGUGAAGAAAGCUUAACAAUAGCAGCAGCUGCAGCAAAAGUGCCCCUCAGCACUUUUGAGGAAGAGGAGGCCAGCGGGUUCCCCACUGAUGGCCUGGUUCCCCUCACACCCACAGCAGCCCCCAAGCAAGUAGUCACUUCUGGUCCUGGUGAUGAAAACUUAGCAGCAGCCACAACAGAGCAGCCCCUUCCCACGGCUGGGGCAGAAGAGUUGGGUGGCACUCUCCCUGAGGGGCCCCCGCUUCCCAUACCCACAGUAGCUCCUGAAAGAGGGGUCCCUCCGGGUGAAGCUGGGGAGGGGCUUCCUGACCCCCUUGGACCUGCUGGACCCACGGUGGGAGUGGAGGCUGAGGGCUCCAGCCUGGGCUGGGGCUUGGACGUCGGCUCUGGUGACCCAGUGCCCAGUGAGGAGCUGUUAAGAGGUCCUCCAGGUCCCCCAGGCCCACCUGGCUUACCUGGGAUUCCAGGAAAACCAGGAACUGAUGUUUUCAUGGGACCCCCUGGAUCCCCUGGAGAAGAUGGACCUGCUGGUGAACCUGGUCCCCCGGGCCCUGAGGGAAAGCCUGGACUUGAUGGAGCCUCCGGCCUUCCUGGAAUGAAAGGGGAGAAGGGAGCAAGAGGACGUAAUGGCUCAUUUGGUGAAAAGGGUGAUCCGGGCAACAGAGGCUUACCAGGACCCCCAGGGAAAAAUGGACAAGUUGGCGCUCCUGGGGUCAUGGGACCCCCAGGGCCCCCUGGACCCCCUGGGCCCCGAGGCCCUGGAUGUACAAUGGGACUUGGAUUUGAGGAUACUGAAGGCUCUGGGAACAUCAGGCUGUUGCAUGAGCCCAGAAUCUCUGGACCAACGGCUUCAAGUGGUCCCAAAGGAGAAAAAGGAGACCAGGGACCCAAGGGUGAAAGAGGGAUGGAUGGAGCCAGCAUUGUGGGACCCCCUGGGCCCAGGGGGCUACCAGGGCGCAUCGAGGUCUUAUCUAGUCCUUUGAUCAACAUCACCCAUGGAUUCAUGAAUCUCUCGGACAUUCCUGAGCUCGUCGGGCCUCCGGGCCCCGAGGGCAUGCCUGGGCUGCCAGGAUUUCAAGGACCCAGAGGACCAAAAGGUGACACUGGUGUGCCUGGAUUUCCAGGACUAAAAGGAGAACAGGGUGAGAAGGGAGAGCCGGGCGCCAUCCUGACGGGGGAUAUUCCUCUGGAAAGGCUGAGGACCCGAAAGGGUGAACCUGGAGAGCGUGGAGCCCCGGGACCGAUGGGGCCCAAAGGACCACCAGGACACAAAGGAGAAUUUGGCCUCCCUGGACGACCCGGUCGCCCAGGACUGAACGGCCUCAAAGGCGCCAAAGGAGAUCGAGGGGUCGUGAUGCCGGGCUCACCUGGCCUACCUGGUCCUCCAGGCCCCCCAGGACCGCCUGGAGCUGUGAUUAACAUCAAAGGAGCCGUCUUCCCAGUUCCAGUCCGGCCACACUGCAAAACUCCAGUUGGUACCACGUAUCCUGGAAAUUCAGAACUCAUCACUUUUCAUGGUGUUAAAGGAGAAAAAGGAUCCUGGGGUCUUCCCGGCUCAAAAGGAGAUAAAGGCGACCAGGGGGCCCAGGGACCACCAGGCCCUGCUGUGGAUCCAACUUACCUGAGACAUUUUCUGAACAGCUUGAAGGGGGAGAACAGAGACAGGGGGAUCAAAGGAGAAAAAGGAGACUCUAACAGCGGCUUCUCUGUGUCAGGGCCCCCAGGCCUGCCGGGAAGUCCAGGCCUGGAGGGCCAGAAAGGGGAGACCAUCGUUGGACCCCAGGGACCCCCAGGUGCUCCUGGCCUGCCUGGGCCACCUGGCUUUGGGAGACCUGGUUCCCCUGGGCCACAGGGACCCCCGGGGCCACCAGGACCUCCGGCUAUCCUAGGAGCAGCUGUGGCCAUUCCAGGCCCACCUGGCCCUCCAGGACAGCCAGGGCUUCCCGGAUCCAGGAACCUGGUUACAGCAUUUAGCAACAUGGCUGACAUGUUGCAGAAAGCCCAUUUGGUCAUAGAAGGGACAUUCAUCUACCUGAAGGACAGCACCGAGGUUUUCAUUCGUGUCAGAGAUGGUUGGAAAAAAUUGCAGCUGGGAGAACUGAUCCCCAUUCCGGAUGACAGCCCACCACCCCCUGCGCUUUCCAGCAAUUCUCAUCAGCUUCAGCUUCCACUGGCGUCUAUUUCAAGUGUUAAUUAUGAGAGCCCUGCACUACACUUGGUCGCUCUGAACACGCCAUUUUCUGGGGACGUUCGAGCUGAUUUUCAGUGCUUCCAGCAGGCCAGGGCAGCAGGACUGUUGUCCACCUACGAAGCAUUCUUAUCCUCCCAUCUGCAAGAUCUCUCUACAGUUGUGAGGAAAGCAGAGAGAUAUAGCCUUCCAAUAGUGAACCUUAAGGGCCAAGUACUUUUUGAUAAUUGGGACUCAAUUUUUUCUGGCCAUGGAGGUCAGUUCAAUACACAUGUUCCAAUAUAUUCCUUUGAUGGCCGAGACGUAAUGACAGAUCCUUCUUGGCCCCAGAAGGUCGUUUGGCACGGCUCCAGCACCUACGGAGUCCGUCUCGUGGAUCAGUACUGUGAAGCGUGGCGAACCGCCGACAUGGCAGUCAUGGGCUUGGCCUCCCCGCUGAGCACGGGGAAGAUUCUGGACCAGAAAGCAUACAGCUGUGCUAAUAGGCUAAUUGUUCUGUGUAUCGAAAACAGUUUCAUGACAGAUGUGAGGAAGUAA
Molecule: messenger RNA, 4101 nt
Organism: Lipotes vexillifer (Yangtze River dolphin)
Lineage: Eukaryota; Metazoa; Chordata; Mammalia; Artiodactyla; Lipotidae
Gene: COL15A1
Product: collagen type XV alpha 1 chain
Exons: 41
Coding region: 1-4101 (1366 amino acids)
Cellular component (GO): extracellular matrix
Source: RefSeq, a predicted model, not a curated record